Melampsora larici-populina 98AG31 is the source of this 165-nucleotide messenger RNA. RefSeq lists its product as uncharacterized. The transcript has 2 exons. The record is from RefSeq and is a predicted model, not a curated record. Lineage: Eukaryota; Fungi; Basidiomycota; Pucciniomycetes; Pucciniales; Melampsoraceae. The coding region runs from base 1 to 165 and encodes 54 amino acids.
AUGAAUUGGUUAAAAGAUCAGCAUAGUCAAGUGGCCAAAGAGAUCUUGGCCCUCAAAGCAGCUUGGACUGCUCUCUCUGGGAUCUGGGCUCAACUUGCCGGCCUUUGUGAAAUGCCCUGGUCUUCUGUCGCGCCUCAACAACUCCCACAGCUUGGAAUUGGCUAG